AGCGCCGGGGCCCCCGCUCGGCGCGGCGGCGAUGGGGGGCGAUGUCGCCGUCUCCGUGUCAGCGGAUGCGGCCGCGAGCCUCCCAGUCCCUGCCCCUGUGCCGCGGGCAGCAGCCGAGCAGCCCCACGGAGCAGCCAGGACCCCCGCGGGCUGGCGGCCCGUGGUGCUGCUCAGCGGGCUCCCCGGGCCGCUCGCCGCGGAGAGCGCGGCCGCCUGCCUCCGCCAGGGCUGGGAGCUGUCGCCCGUCGGGCUCACCGGGCCGAAGGCCCUGCCCCGUUACGAGGUGCCAUGCGUCACGACGGAAGGGACGUCCAAUGGCCCGGCCGGCGUCACGAUCAGCCUGGUCAGCUCCAACGACCCGCUGGCGCAGCGGGCGGCCGUGGAGGAGGCCCUACGCAAGUACGGUGAUCGCCUCGUCGCCGUGGACUGCACGCACCCGUCAAGCCGCACAAGGAGUGGCGGGGCUUCUCUGGCCACGGCGGGGGCCUCGGCCACGAAUCGCCCCUCCGACCCGGACCUGGGGAGCGGGCCGAACGCCCGAGCCCCUCCCGAGCCAGCAGCGCUUCCUGCCUCGGCGUCCUGGCUGCAGGUUGCCCCAGGUGCCCCUGGCCGUGGCGGACCCCGCGGCACGCGCGGCUGUCUGCGGCGCGGCGCGGCAGGGGCAGUCCGCGCGGUGAUGGCGAACGCCGAGCUGUUCGCAUCGACAGGCUGCCCCUUCGUGAUGGGCACCACGGGCGGCGACCAGGAGGCCUUGCAGAAGCUGGUCGGGGACGCGGGCGUGUACGCCUUGAUCGCCUCGAACAUGUGCAAGCAGAUCGUGGCCCUGCAGGCGGGCGUGGAGAGGAUGGCGGCCGACUUCCCCGGCGCCUUCUCGGGCUAUCCAGCGAGCGCAGGCGCCACCUCCGCGCAGCGCAGCCUGGCGAUUCUCAGCCCCCACCCACGGCGCAGCGCAGGCCCGCGCGAGGCGACCAGCCACCUCGACCGAGCUCGGUGCGGCGUCGGAGAGGGCCACUGUGCAGCGGGGCCGGGUUUCCCGGGCUGCCCUGCCCGCGCUGUGGAGGCAGUGCCCGCGCCGAGCGGCGCGGCAGGGCUGGCGGCCCUGGAGAGGCCCCCUGCAGACAGGGCGGGCAGCACCCACAAGACCUCGGCCGUCGACCUCCUGUGGGAAGAUCCGGCGCCGGACCUCCUUCGUUCAGAGGGCCAGUUGGACACCAUGCGGAUAGAGGAGUCCCACCAGAAGACGAAGGCCGACACCAGCGGCACCGCCAGGGACAUGGUGAACUCUUUCCAGGGGCUCGGGCUGGACUUCUCGGUCGAGCAGAUACAGAUGAUCCGCGUGGCUGCGCCGCUCAAGGCGCUCUCCCAUGGACACACAGAGCCGGCCAAGGAGUACGAGCGCCACCAACCUCGCACGUGGGAGGCUCUGUCUUCUCUCAUGCGCACUGCAGCAGAACAGACAGUGGGCAGAGGGCGAGAUGAGACUGUGGGUGUGCCGUACCUUCCUCGUGACUUGGAUAUGGUUCGCCACAAGAAGAAGCUGGUCGCCGAGGCCUGGCAGGGGGUCGUGGACGCUCCGGGGCCCGUCGAGAUGCGCUCGGCCAAGGCUGCGCACGAGGCUGCCAAGACGGCGCUGUCCCGCUUCAAAUACAGAGUUCGCGCCCGACGGGUUCGCGACCGCAUUCGGGGGCUGGAGCAGGCCGCUGGCCAGAGCGAUCUCGGAGCCAUCAACUCCAUCAUGGCCUCCAUGGGCUUGGCAGACGAGGUGGGGCACGACCGGCGAGCCGGGCAGGGUUUCACCGUCGAGGAGGCCAAGGGCCAGGUCUGCAAACUUGGCGAGUCACCCGUCGAGGCAUCGAUCGACGUGCGCACGCACAUACAACCACGACCGACCGAUGAGAGGCUGGGCUGGCGCCCUGCUGCGCAUGAAGUGCGGAACGCCUUGCUGGGCAUGAAACAAAGUGCAGCCGGCACCGACGAGAUCUCCAAGAUUCUCUUGACCGCCGGUGGCCUUGAGCUCCUCUACGAGUUCAGCGUGGUCGUGCAGCACAUGUGGGACCAACCCCCAGAUCAGUGGCGCCAUCUUGCACACGAGGUGUACGGCGUCAUGCUCUUCAAGGGCAAAAGGAGCCGUGCCGAUGUGACGAAGUAUCGGCGCAUCAUGAUUAUAUCACCAGUUGCCCGGGUUAUUGCCCGCAUCAUAGCACAGCGACUGGCUGCAUUUGCCGAGCGGGAGGACAGACUCCUCAGCAAUCAGUACGGCUUCCGGCGGCAUCGUUCGGUCCUUGGUCCCAUCAUGGUUCUCACGAUCCUCCUGGAGAUGGCAGCAGAUGCGCCCCCGUCUGACGAUGAACGCCUCAUGGCUAUUUUCGCGGAUAUCGAGAAAGCGUAUCCGAGCACUGUGCGUGAUGUGUGUUUUGAAUCUCUCAAAGUGCUCGGGGUUCCUGACCGUGCUCUACAUCUUCUGGAGUCGCUGCAGAGCCUGGCAUUGUAUCGCAUCGGAGGGAAGGAGGGGUACUCAUCCUCAUUCCGGGUCUUCCGUGGUCUCAAGGAAGGGUGCCCUGCCAGCCCGGUCACUUUCAACUUGUUGCGCUCACAGAUCAUACGGCAUUUUGAACAGGAGGCAGGACAGGCGGGCUUAGGCGUAACCGUGGCUGACACCACCGAGACGCUACACUAUCGCCGGCGUAGACGCCAGCAGGGGCCGCCUCCUGAGUCCACCACGCGCCGGCUGAUCACCCUGCUGUUUGCUGAUGAUACGAACAUUCUCACUCGCUUCCGUGACCAGCGACGGGCGGAAGAACUGCUGGAACGUAUUCUGCUGGAGUGGGGCCUCAAGGUGAACCAGACCAAGUGCGAGCGACUGAUGAACGGCACCGACCAUGGACAAAACGCUUCUGCUCGCUUUCUCGGUGCAAUGCGCCGGGGUGACGGCGACUACGGCACGGACACCACCACGCGCUUCAACAAGGCGAAGGUUGCGUGGAACAAGAUGUUCAAGCGCAUGCCGGAGUGGGGGUUAUCCGACAAGUUAUUGGGGCAGUUCAUACAAGCAACGGUGCUGAACACGUUCAUCUUUGGGUGCGAGGUCCGCCCGUUCUCGGCCAAGGAGCUCCGCUCUUACGAGGUUUUCUGGAAUCGGGCCCGCCGGAAGGAGCUCGAUAAGGCCGUCCGGGAGCACGUGGGACAGGCGAAAGCGGUCCAACAGGUGAUGGAGGACCUGUAUCAGCACCCGCAGUUGCUCAGCCCCCAAUACCACCGCCGCCAGCUCCGCACCCAGUACAACGCCGUCUACGAGGCAAACAACGACCAGCGCUGGCUGUUCCGGCUCAAGACGGCCAUCGUCAAAUCCCUCGCGGCUUCCACACCUCAUACGGCCACUGCGCUGCACGUGAUGGACGCCCUCGCCCAGAUGGUGGCCGACAAGAAGCGCGGCGCGGCGGCGUCCCAGGGGGCCAGACCAGACAGCCCUUCCAAGAAGGGCAAGACUAAGGGCAAGGGCAAGGGCAAGCCCAAGACGGACAGCGCGGACGCGGUCUUGACUUGCCUGGUGCGCGACCACCUGCACAUGAGGAAUGACGUGGGCAACCUGAAGGCGGCCGCCAACCUGAUGAUCAUCGUGCUGUGCAACACGUUGAAGGUGGAGAUCGACGCGUCCGCCAAGGUGUGGACGGACAACAUGUCGCAGGACGACUCAGCCCACCCGCUUGGAUGCGGAAAGCGCACGGUGAUAUUCGGUGCCCUCCUGAGCAUCUUCGGCAACUUGGAGGAGGGCGCGGACGAAUCGCAGAAGGCCGCGGCGGGGUCGCUCAAGCGCCUGUCGCCCUCCCAGAUGGACGCGUUCGUGGCCGGAUGCAAGUCCCGGCACAACAAGUACGACGAGAAGCGCCCAUGGAUCUUCACCCUGUCCGUGCGCCCGGGCGUGGACUCCGACCAGCGCAAGAACGUGCACGCGCUCGUCGGCAUCAACGCGCAGAAGAAGAUCCGGGUGGUGCACGAGGCGCCGCGCCAGGGCCCCGAGGCGGAGGAGCUGUGGGAGUGGCUCAAGAAGCAGUAG
Molecule: messenger RNA, 4054 nt
Organism: Prorocentrum cordatum
Lineage: Eukaryota; Dinophyceae; Prorocentrales; Prorocentraceae
Source: the annotation of a GenBank genome assembly